Messenger RNA from Anolis sagrei ordinatus, 2228 nucleotides. Lineage: Eukaryota; Metazoa; Chordata; Lepidosauria; Squamata; Anolidae. The record is from RefSeq and is a predicted model, not a curated record.
CUAUGAAUGAACCUUGAGAAGAACACUUUACCCUUUGCCUACGGUCUUCAAUGAAAGUACACAGCACUGACAAGAACAAGAAAUAAGUUGGAGAAAUUAUAUUUCCAGCUAAGAACCUGUGUGUUCAAGGAGGAAAGGUGGGAUUGUGGUGUAAAAAGAGGGCUUGGUAAAGAGGAAAGAAGAUUACAGCAAUACAAAGACCGAGAAGAGGAAAUCUUGUCCUGUUCAGGAGAACAUAUCUGUGAACAUCUGGUGUAAUAUUUGAAUUAUAAAUGUAAAAGAAUGGAAAAUCUCAAUUCCUUGUCAAAAUUACACACCGGGGAGAAGUUACAUACUUGUAUGGACUGUGGGAAAUGUUUCACUGGGAAAAGUUCUCUUACUAAACAUCAACGAACUCACACAGGUGAGAAGCCACAUAAUUGCAAGGAAUGUGGAAAGAGCUUCAGUCGGAGUUACAGUCUGCAUAUCCAUCAAAGGAACCACACAAGAGAGAAGCCACAUAAAUGUGUGGAAUGUGGAAAGAGCUUCAGUCGGAGUGGACAUCUGCAUACCCAUCAAAGAACCCACACAGGGAAGAAGCCACAUAAAUGCAUGGAAUGUGGAAAGAGCUUCAGUCAGAGUGGGAAUCUGCGUAUCCAUCAAAGGACUCACACAGGAGAGAAGCCACAUAAAUGCGUGAAAUGUGGAAACAGCUUUAGUAACAGUUCGGGUCUGCGUAUCCAUCAAAGGACCCACACAGGAGAGAAGCCACAUAAAUGUGUGGAAUGUGGAAAGAGCUUCAGUCGGAGUGGAAAUCUACGUAUUCAUCAAAGGACCCACACAGGGGUGAAGCCACAUAAAUGCAUGGAAUGUGGAAAGAGAUUCAGUCAGAGUGGGAAUCUUCGUUCCCAUCAAAGAUUCCACACGAGGGAGAAGCCACAUAAUUGCAAGGAAUGUGGAAAGAGCUUCAGUCGGAGUUACAGUCUGCAUAUCCAUCAAAGGACCCACACAGGAGAGAAGCCACAUAAAUGCAUGGGAUGUGGAAAGAGCUUCAGUAACAGUUUGGGUCUGCGUACCCAUCAAAUGACUCACACAGGAGAAAAGCCACAUAAAUGCAUGGACUGUGGAAAGUGCUUCAGUCAGAGUGGACAACUGCAUACCCAUCAAAGGACCCACACAGGAGAGAAGCCAUAUAAAUGCAUGGAAUGUGGAAAGAGCUUCAGUCGGAGUUACAGUCUGCGUGCCCAUCAGAGGACCCAUAUAGGGGAGAAGCCAUAUAAAUGCAUUGAAUGUGGAAAGAGCUUCAGUCAGAGUUCACAUCUGCGUACCCAUCAAAAGACCCACACAAGAGAGAAACCAUAUAAAUGUAUGGAAUGUGGAAAGGGCUUCAGUCACAGUUCAAGUCUGCGUACCCAUCAAAAGAGCCACACAGGAGAGAAACCACAUGACUGCAUGGAAUGUGGAAAGAGCUUCAGUCAGAGUGGACUUCUGCGUAUCCAUCAAAGAACCCACACAGGGGAGAAGCCACAUAAAUGCAUGGAAUGUGGAAAGAACUUCAGUCAGAGUUCACAUCUGCAUAUCCAUCAAAGAACCCACACAAGAGAGAAGCCACAUAAAUGCAUGGAAUGUGGAAAGAGCUUCAGUCAGAUUUCACAUCUGCAUAUCCAUCAAAAGACCCAUACAGGAGUGAAGCCACAUAAAUGCAUGGAAUGUGGAAAGAGCUUUAGUCGGAGUUACAGUCUGCGUGCCCAUCAGAGGACCCAUAUAGGGGAGAAGCCAUAUAAAUGCAUUGAAUGUGGAAAGAGCUUCAGUCAGAGUUCACAUCUGCGUACCCAUCAAAGGAUCCACACAAGAGAGAAACCAUAUAAAUGCAUGGAAUGUGGAAAGGGCUUCAGUCAGAGUGGACAUCUGCGUUACCAUCAAAGGAUCCACACAAGAGAGAAACCAUAUAAAUGCAUGGAAUGUGGAAAGGGCUUCAGUCACAGUGCGGGUCUGCGUAGCCAUCAAAGAACCCACACAGAGGAGAAAGCACAUAUCGUAUAUACCGACCAAAUAUAAGAGUAGGCACCUAAUUUUACCACAAAAAUUGGGAAGACUUAUUGACUUGAGUAUAGGCCGAGGGUGGGAAAUGCAGCAGCUAUUGGUAAAUUUCAAGAAUAAAAAUAAAAUAGAUACCAAUAAGCUUACAUGAAUAGAGGCUUCUAUAGGUUAGAUGUUCCUGAAUAAUUGCGUAAUACUGUAAUUUAAGA